AUGUGGCGCUCCGAUCCCAACAACGAGAGCAACCAGGCAAACUGGAACCUUCCUUGGCCCCCAUUCGUCGGCCGACUCUCCACCGUACCCGAGGGGAUGAGUAAAAGCCCUGACGCUGACGAAAGUGAGCACUUCUCUACGACAUCCAGCUUCGAGCCCAACGCAUGGGGCAGCGGCACCCAGAAGAGCGGCCGCCGCAGGAAGCGCCGGCGCAACGCGGACGGAAGCUACUUUUACGAAACAGACACGGACGGGGAGAGCGGACUGUUUGUCACUGACGACGACGACACCGAUGACGACAACGAUGAUGUUGACGCUGCGAACCCUAAUAACAGGAGAAAGAGACGACGCAAAGGUGACCCCAACUAUCGCCCGCGGAGAGGCGACGAGUCCGACUCCGACAACGAGCCGGAGCGGCUGCGCAAGGUGCGGGAGGAGAUGGAGCAGGAGAUUCUGGGCAUACAAGACGAUGUGCAGCAAGGCGCACCAACGAUAAAGGAAGGGCCCGACUCCUUCAUUGUUACCGAUGACGUUGAUGUUCAAGAGUCGUAG
Akanthomyces muscarius is the source of this 552-nucleotide messenger RNA. RefSeq lists its product as uncharacterized. NCBI's taxonomy places the organism in Eukaryota, Fungi, Ascomycota, Sordariomycetes, Hypocreales, Cordycipitaceae. Bases 1 to 552 code for a protein of 183 amino acids. The transcript has a single exon. The record is from RefSeq and is a predicted model, not a curated record.